AUGGCCCAGCCAACGUCAGACACCAAGAUCUUUGUAGCGGCAGAUGAAGCGGAAAGGUUUGUGCGAGAGGUACUUAUGGGAAAUGGAGUUCCUAAAAAUAACGCGGAGAUUGUUGCACGCUGUCUGAUUGCAGCAGAUUUGCGCGGGGUUGACACACACGGGAUGAAUCGUAUUCCUUCGUACCUCGAACGCGUCCGGCAAGGGGUCCUGGACGGCACGGCAACGCCCGAAGUCAAUCAAGUUACGCCUGCAGUAGCUCAAGUUGAUGGAAGAAAUGGAUGGGGCUUCGUUGCUGCAGACGUGGGCAUGGCUGCCGCUAUUGAUUCUGCGAGAGUCUAUGGUAUUGGAAUGGCCAGCGUCAAGCAUUCUAAUCAUUUUGGAAUGAGUGCAUGGGUAGUUCAGAAAGCUUUGGAUGCUGACAUGAUGAGUCUGGUCUUUACCAAUUCCAGUCCUGCUUUGCCGGCAUGGGGAGGAAAGUCCAAGCUACUAGGCGUGUCGCCGAUAGCCUGCGGCGCGCCUGGAAAUGAGACUCCAUUUAUUCUCGACAUGGCACCGUCGAUUGCGGCAAGAGGCAAGAUCUAUAAAGCUAAAAGGAGGGGGGAGCCGAUUCCUUCGGAUUGGGCCUUGGACAAGGACGGAAAUGCGACGACGGAUCCUGCCGCAGCUCUUGACGGGGGUGUUAUGCUUCCAAUGGGUGGUCCAAAAGGAUCGGGUCUGGCCAUUAUGAUGGACGUCUUUUCUGGGGUCUUGUCGGGAUCCGCCUUUGCGGGAAAUGUCACUGGUCCAUACGAUCCCUCUAAGCCAUCUGACGUUGGCCAUUUCUUGGUUGCGAUUAAACCGGACCUCUUCAUGAGCUUGCAAGAAUUCAGAGAUCGCAUGCAAUACCUAUAUGACAAGGUGGUUGGCGCAGACAAGGCGGCUGGAGUAGAGCGUAUAUACUUUCCUGGAGAACUAGAGCAGUUGCAGCAGAAAGAGCGCGAAACAACAGGUAUUCCGUUAGUACAGGCUGAGAUUGAUGCACUGAAUGGCGAAGCGUCAAGAGUUGGAGUCAGACCUCUGCAGGUCAAAUCACCGUAA
This is a messenger RNA of Bipolaris sorokiniana ND90Pr, 1077 nucleotides long. RefSeq lists its product as uncharacterized. The coding region runs from base 1 to 1077 and encodes 358 amino acids. Lineage: Eukaryota; Fungi; Ascomycota; Dothideomycetes; Pleosporales; Pleosporaceae. The transcript is spliced from 2 exons. Gene Ontology annotation, molecular function: oxidoreductase activity. The record is from RefSeq and is a predicted model, not a curated record.